GGCCUAGCUAUAGGAAAGGGAGGAAUGGGUCAAUAAUGGAACUCCACUUGCUUAUCGCUCUUGAACAUCAAAUUAUCACCAACACUUCAACUUCUUUAGUAUGUCUGUUGCGAAACAAGUUCCUCGUGCAAUCGCACUUGCAAUCAAGAAAGACCAGCCAGGUGCAACUCUCUCAUAUGGUUCGGGGCAGCCGAGAGUCAAGUCAUCUUCUGGCAAGAGUUAUUACACAAAGAUCGGGUCACAUGACGAGGUCGAGCAGUACAUAGGAGAAGCAGAAUCUCUGAAAGCGAUGCAUUUCGCAGCACCUGGGCUCGUUCCUAGACUGGUCGAUUGUGGUAUCAUCGGUGAAAGCAAUGCGGAUGCUCCAUUGGAUGUUGGAAAACCAUACUUCGUAGCAGAGUACCGGGACAUCGGGUCUCUUACAGAUGCAGCAGCUAAGACACUGGGAAAGAGAUUAGCGACGGAGCUUCAUGAAUACAAAAGUACGGAGGGCUUCGGAUUCCAUGUGCCUACAUAUUGCGGGCGGACAAGACAGGCGAAUGGGUGGUAUCCAACCUGGGAGGAGUGUUAUUCCGCAUUGAUAGGCGGGUUACUAGACCAGCUCAAGGGAAAGAGGAGAUACGUAGAGCUGUGUUCAAAGGGGGAAUUAGUUCGCAAGAGAAUAAUUCCAACCCUUCUGGGGAAAUUGGUUAUUCAGCCUGUACUCUUACAUGGUGAUCUAUGGAGUGGAAACAUUGGAACAGACAGGAAGACAGGCGAACCUGUAAUUUUCGACCCAUCUUCCUAUUUCGGGCACAACGAGGCAGAUCUAGCCAUCGGCAGAAUGUUCGGCGGAAUUCCGAAAUCGUUCUUCAUAACGUAUCAUAAAUACCUUCCCAAGUCAGAGCCCGAAGACCAAUAUGAGUUGCGCGGUGAACUUUACGAGCUCUACCACUAUUUGAAUCAUACUGUGUUAUUCGGGAGUUCAUAUGCAAGCAGUGCCAUGGCCAAGAUCAAUACUUUGCUGAACGCCAUUCCAGAGUAAUUUGAUGUUAUAGCUAGCGUUGUAGACUAGAGUCAUAGGAUAAUAAGCUCCGGAUAUGCACAUCUUGAAGAGAAAAACAGAAGCUUAGCCUCAUGGACA
Somion occarium is the source of this 1123-nucleotide messenger RNA. NCBI's taxonomy places the organism in Eukaryota, Fungi, Basidiomycota, Agaricomycetes, Polyporales, Cerrenaceae. The record is from the annotation of a GenBank genome assembly.